Messenger RNA from Oncorhynchus gorbuscha (pink salmon), 1118 nucleotides. Its product is annotated as mothers against decapentaplegic homolog 3-like. Gene Ontology annotation, cellular component: heteromeric SMAD protein complex. The transcript is spliced from 6 exons. The record is from RefSeq and is a predicted model, not a curated record. Lineage: Eukaryota; Metazoa; Chordata; Actinopteri; Salmoniformes; Salmonidae. Gene Ontology annotation, molecular function: DNA-binding transcription factor activity, RNA polymerase II-specific; I-SMAD binding; RNA polymerase II cis-regulatory region sequence-specific DNA binding. The annotation marks the transcript as partial. Gene Ontology annotation, biological process: transforming growth factor beta receptor signaling pathway; cell differentiation; SMAD protein signal transduction.
GUUCCAGAGACCCCUCCUCCUGGGUAUCUGAGUGAGGAUGGAGAGGCUAGCGACCACCAUCUUAACAACCUGAUGAACACAGGCUCACCUAGUAACCUGUCACCAGAAUCAGCCUCACCAACACACAGCACUAACCUGGACCUACAGCCGGUAACGUACUGUGAGUCAGCGUUCUGGUGCUCUAUGUCCUAUUAUGAGUUGAACCAGCGUGUGGGCGAGACCUUCCAUGCCUCCCAGCCCUCUCUCACUGUCGACGGGUUUACAGACCCCUCCAACUCAGAACGCUUCUGUCUGGGACUACUGUCCAACGUCAACCGCAACGCUGCUGUGGAGCUCACACGCAGACACAUAGGCCGGGGUGUGAGGUUGUACUACAUCGGAGGAGAGGUGUUUGCAGAGUGUCUUAGUGACAGUGCCAUCUUUGUCCAGAGUCCCAACUGUAAUCAACACUAUGGCUGGCACCCUGCCACUGUCUGCAAGGUCCCUCCAGGCUGUAACCUGAAGAUAUUCAAUAACCAGGAGUUUGCAGCUCUGCUGGCCCAGUCGGUGAACCAGGGCUUUGAGGCCGUCUACCAGCUCACCAGGAUGUGUACCAUACGCAUGAGCUUUGUGAAGGGCUGGGGCACUGAGUACCGGCGACAGACCGUAACCAGCACCCCUUGUUGGAUUGAGCUGCACCUCAAUGGCCCUCUCCAGUGGCUGGAUAAAGUACUGACACAGAUGGGCUCCCCCAGCAUCCACUGUUCUAGUGUCUCCUAAAUACACACACACAGGUGCGCAGACAGAACAGUCAUUCUGGAAAAGUACCUUUUCUCUCAUGGCUAACUAGCAACUUGGAUGCAGUGAGCAGUGUUGGGAGUGAAAUCAUCUCAAGCUAAUGUGGUGAUACACAAAGCAACUCAAACAGCAUUGAAAAUGCAUCAAUUAUGUCCAACAACAAAAAUUCAUACAUCCACCAUUUGGCAUGUUGACAUGACAACUGCAUCUGAGUUUUACCCUCCUUUUGUUCCAUGCUGGCUGAAGACCUAGCUAGCCAGUCACUAGCUAACACCAGACAUAAAGACCUAGCUAGCCAGUCACUAGCUAACACCAGACAUAAAGACCUAGCUAGCCAGUCA